This is a messenger RNA of Malassezia vespertilionis, 1383 nucleotides long. RefSeq lists its product as uncharacterized. NCBI's taxonomy places the organism in Eukaryota, Fungi, Basidiomycota, Malasseziomycetes, Malasseziales, Malasseziaceae. The coding region runs from base 1 to 1383 and encodes 460 amino acids. The record is from RefSeq and is a predicted model, not a curated record. The transcript has a single exon.
AUGAUUAUUCCCAUCCGUCAAGUCGUGGCCUUACUUGCUGUCGUCUCUCUCGCUGUGCUGCCUACCCAGGCUAUUGUUUACAGGCCAGACCGCGGCCAGCUGGCGCAGCGCAACUUGCUUGCGCGCCAGGCCAGCUCUGCUGCCGACUCUACUGCUGCCUCUGACGCUUCCGAUUCUAGCGCUACUGGCGGUUCGUCCUCAAAGUCUUCUUCCGAUUCGAGCUCCUCGAACUCGGCCUCCUCUUCUGCCUCCUCGAGCGCUGAUUCGGAGUCUGGCACUGCCGGCUCAGCUGGCGGCAAGAAGAAGUCGCCUGCUUUGGACUCGAGCUCGGGUCCUUUCCAGUUCGGUAGCCCCACACAGAACUACCCCGGUGUGCUUGCCGUCAACCAGAACGGCAAGACCAACCCUGCCAAGCCCAAGCUCGACACCCCGAUCAACCAAAAGUCCGAGUCGCGUCUCGCCUCGAUCAACUCUGUGGAUGACUGGUGCACAUUUGGCCCCAAAGACAACUCCAAGCCCCUCGGCGAUGUCGAGGCUGAGGUGGUGGCUUACUGCACCAAGCCUCGUAACGAUGCUCGUGUGAUCCCCGACGGUACUGUCACUGCUGCUCACUUUGUCAAGACACCGCUCUACGUCCAGGUCAUGGCUCUGGGCGACUUUACCAAGAUUAACUUUGCUCCGGGCGACACUGGUGGCGAGCUCGACCCCCACGGUGCGACGAACAAGGGUAACCCCGUCGGCGGUAACGUCACCUCCAACAUUAGUGGCAAGGACGAGUUCUACGAGGAAUGGAUGAACUAUGUCGGCUACAACAUUAUGUGCUUCCGUGUGUGUAUCGCUGGCUCGGACCAGGCGCCGCCGGGGACGGAGUGUGAACACACUCUCGACAGGGUCGGCUGCAACUGGGUCAUGCCCGGUAACUAUGCGCCUGACUCAUUCGACACUUGCGAUGCCGACCCUGCGUACCCCCCUGGUAUCUAUGUCAUGGACGGCCAGACUUCGUCUUUCCAGCAAUACGCGACCGGUGUGUUUACCGACGAAGAGGGCCAGUCUCACUCGUAUACGAACGGCAACAAAAAGGCCAAGACUCCUUCCGCCGCGCAGUCCCUCCCCAGCUCCUCGAACUGCAAGGUUGCUCCAAGCAUUGCGAACGGCAUCAAGUCGAUUGUCCCUACCACUUCCAAGCCUACUCCCCAGGAGAGCGCCAGCUCCAAGGCGGGCUCUGGCUCUGGCUCUGGCUCUGGAUCUGGAAACGGUGCAGACAAGCAAGGAAAUGACGAGAACAACACGGAUAGUGGCAGCAAUGGUGCUGUUUCUCUUGUGCCGACCAUGGCGACGCUCGCCGCCGCCGUGGCUGUCGCUGCCGGCGCCAUUUUCAUUUAA